This is a messenger RNA of Penaeus indicus, 2432 nucleotides long. RefSeq lists its product as uncharacterized. The transcript is spliced from 6 exons. The record is from RefSeq and is a predicted model, not a curated record. Bases 159 to 1655 code for a protein of 498 amino acids. Lineage: Eukaryota; Metazoa; Arthropoda; Malacostraca; Decapoda; Penaeidae.
AAAGGCGUUCGUGGGAGGAAGCACGCUUGCACGAACGCUGUCCGGAUUCACGGAUUUCAGUUGCGGAAGAGCAGAGAGGAGAAAAAAUAAGGAUUUUACACGAGUAUACAUCGUGUGUACGAUUUUAUUCUGUGAGAACGGGAAGAUUUUUUACAAAGAUGUUAGUCAAAGGAUUAAGACUCCUACAUAAGCCUACCAGGCGUGUGAUCUGUUCGCCUAACAUCGCUAAGCUCUCAUCACAGCCAAAUCCUGAAAAUGCUGAGAUUGCAGAGGAGCGCGAUUUCAAGUGGCUGUGGCCUGCCUAUCGAGAGGUGGAGAUGCUCAAAGCAGGUCACGACAUCGGCUGCAAGCACACAGGCGGACGCUACAGAUACAACACUGUCAAGCCCUUGAACCCUGGACACGUUGAACAGGCCCUGAGGCACUAUCAGAGGAAAAUCGACAACUGCCGGUGCUUCUUAAAAGAACGCGACGGGAAAUUGUGGGUUUGUGAGGACGCGAAUCCAGAAAUCGACUUUGAGUACCUAGAGGGAGCCGAAAGCAGCGCCGUCAUCAAGCAGCUUACAAGUGAACCUUUCUCCGCUGACAGCACGCCCACCUGGAAAGCGAGACUCGUCCCUGUGCCCGACGAUGCCCCUUGCCCUAUGCCCGAAAUAAAGGCAGCUUUCCCCUACCAGUACGACCUCGUCAUGAUGCCCCACCACUCCUUCAUUGACGGGGUCACAAUGGCCAUAAUCACCGGAAAACUCGUGGGCCUGCUCAACGACGUCAUAGCUGGACGACCCAUCGACGACGAGCCUUUCGGCGUCUACCUGAACAACGAGGAAAUUGUCAAGAUCGAUGAACAGAUCGUGAAGGACUUUCAAAAGGAACCUGAGAAAGUCGAAGCGAUGAAGCGAGAGAUUCUGGCCUGCGACACCCCGCCCCUCCUGUGCAAGGCCUUCCCGCCCCCCGGAGGGAAGCCAGCAACCGACUUCGUCUACCGGAACGUCGACCAGACAUCCCUGGCUUCAUUCACGGCGAAGUGCAAAGCCAAUGGUGUCACGUUCAACAGCGGACUGGAGGCUGUGAUUAACGUGGCUAUCAUCGAGAUGGCGAGGGAGGCGGGGGUGGAGGGGGAGUCUCACCACAUGAGCAUCAAUCUAGCGACGGAUCUGAGACGCUACAUGAAGCGCCGUUCCCUCCCGAUCCUCGGUAUGCACGUCCGCCCUACUGUGCACAGGAUAGAGACGCCCUUCGACGUCCGGGACAACUUCUGGGACUACACCAAGAGGCUCCACCAGAGGCUCUCGGUUCUCCUGAAGUCCGGCGAGGCCCUUCAGCAGAACGUGGUGAGGGAGAUGACCAUGCCGCAGCUCUCCCCAGUAGAACACCACGCAGAAGGACCCAAACCCCUGCGUGACUACGGCGUCACCAACAUCGGAGAUCUCACAGCUGUCAUUCCAGGCGUCGGGGAGCACCUCCAGCAGACGGACCUCGCCAUGUUCAACUGCACGCACUACUCUGGGUUCCCAAUGCUUCACCAGAUCUACACCUUCCGAGGACAUUCGCCCUACACGCUCAGCUACGACACCUCCUACAUAGCGAGGGAGACCGCCGUUACGCUCACAGACAGGGUCCUGAUGCUUAUGCACGAACUUGGGACAUCUUCCUAAAAGAAUUAAGAACAAGAAGUGAUACUCGAUGACUGUAAUAACUGAUCAGCUUGUUUAUAUACUAAAAAAAGAAAAAGGUUCCAACUCACUCAUCCAUGAGUUAUAACAAGCUUUUCAGGAAAGCUUGUUAUAAUGUAAAAAACAAAUAAAUAAACAAAUAAAAGAUGUGGAACGACAGAGAAAAGGGAAUAAGGUAAAUACUCGUAGGUCUUUGAAACUGUGAACAAAGAGGCGGCAAGACGCUAAAUGCUAUAGUAUUUUCUAACACCAAGACGUCACUUUUGAUCUUCUUCACGAUGUUUGUUACGUGAAGUAUGAAUUCCAGCCUCAUUUUAUAUUAAUUCAUCACACUAACCUAUAUCGUGAAAUUGCAGAAAUUCACCUCAAUUUAACCGAAUCUACUUCUAAAUGUUCGCGGUGAAAAUUUACCAUUGUUUAAAUUUACCUUUAGAUUUAGUGACAUUAUAUGUAAUAUAUAUUUUUCGACUUCGGCAUUUGCACAAUGUCGAUAUAUUCUUGACUCAUCCUGAUUUUCUUGUUGACAUAGACUAACAAUUGACGAAAUUGUUUUAUUUUUUUUUUCUCAGAAAACAUAAUCACAUGCGAUGUUUAUGCGUAUAAGAUAUUAAUUCCAGAAAGAUAUUUAUUAAUAAUAUAUAAAAUUAAUCUGUACAUCCAGUUGUGUUUAUGGUCUUCCCUCCUUUGAUAUAGAGAAGGGGAAAUAGCAAACGAAAGAUAAAAAUUUAUGCAUGAAAUCGAAUAAACGAAUAGAUAUAA